GGGCACUCCCAGAGAGCCAUUGUGAAGGCGCAGCAACGAUGUUGAGGACGGUCUAUUCGCCGUCGAGCACAGUGGCGAGCAAGCAUAAUAUGUAUUGUACUAUGACGGCCUGCCAAAGCGAGGUAAUAAUUAUCCUUGCUUUGGCGGGUGUCGGGCCGUGCUACCGACUACAGUGCGUCAUAAAGAGUCCCACGGGGCUGCCCGAAUUUCAGUGGUUUGCGUUUCUGCUGCCUUCAUUUUGCCAUGUUGCGAACAGUCCUCAAGAACGAACUCAGACCUCUGUUCAACGCACAAGGUCGCUCUUUUGUGUCGACUGUGCUUCUCACCCGAAGCUGGGAAAAUGAAUCAGUCUCGAAUCUCAAGAAAGAGGCUAGAGAACGCGGUAUCUCCCAAAAGGGAAACAAGGCGACCUUGAUUACCCGUUUGCAGCAACAUGACAAACAGCGUCCUCCUAUGCGUGACCCCUCACCUACUGCCCAAGCACAAUCUCCUGUUCCUUCGUCACCCGUCACCCAAUACGUUCGCAAGGCUUCGACCACUGAAGUACCCGGUGUCCCAUCCUCAGCGGAACCUCCUCGUCUUCCGCCAAACUUCCCUAAGGAUUUCCUUGAUGUGAAGAUCCCUGUUCCUUCAGAUCCUCUUCCCGAACCUACUACACCUAUCCCUUUUGUUCCGGACUUCUGGGACUCCGCGCGCGUAAAGGCGGCAUCCGCUCCCCCCAAGGACGAGCCUGAUCACCUCACAUUGAUUGCCGUCGCAGGAGACCCAACCCACAUCGCCAUUAGCCCUGCCUACAACCUAUACAUACCAGAAGAAGAGGUUGUGGAACGAAAAGACACGUCCAAGACUACGUUCCUCGAAGAUGUCGCUGAGGACCUGUAUAUUCCUACUCUCAAACGCGCAGGGAAAGAACAGUUAGAGAAAUUGCAGAAAGCCGACCUCUCUCAGGUCACUGGCACCUCAAAGGGACAAGUGAUAGAACAUUCACGUCCAUUGGACAAGGAGGAGAUGAGAGGCCUUUACCUCUUCUUUGGUAUGAUCUUCGGGUCAUGGCUAAUUUCUGGCUACUUCACGCGACGGUCAGCUUUCGCUAAGGCAGAAGAGUCAGAAAAGGCUGGCGGAAAAGCGACCGGUGCUGCUAAGCACUAGACUCUUUUUGGAGUCCGUUUGCUUUCGGUUAACGAUAGAUCGGACGCUUGUAUCGUAGCCUCUACAUCACUACAUAGCUCACUACGCUAUUUCGUUUGUUUAAAUAUGACGCUUUUGUUGUGAUGUU
Messenger RNA from Somion occarium, 1276 nucleotides. Lineage: Eukaryota; Fungi; Basidiomycota; Agaricomycetes; Polyporales; Cerrenaceae. The record is from the annotation of a GenBank genome assembly.